Mercenaria mercenaria is the source of this 735-nucleotide messenger RNA. RefSeq lists its product as uncharacterized. The coding region runs from base 1 to 735 and encodes 244 amino acids. The record is from RefSeq and is a predicted model, not a curated record. The transcript has 2 exons. NCBI's taxonomy places the organism in Eukaryota, Metazoa, Mollusca, Bivalvia, Venerida, Veneridae. Gene Ontology annotation, molecular function: nucleic acid binding.
AUGGCCAUUGUUCCUUUUAAAAUGCUGGAAGAGAUGAAUCGUUGGAAAGCAGAACAACACCAACGUCCAAUAUUACCACCAAACCCUAACAUCACACAAACAUCGGAGCUGCAGAAAGACAUGGGGUCUGUACUUCAUCGAGAGGAUUUGUCUGAAAACAAUCCUGAAACUAACGCGAGCAUUAUUGAAAGAAUUGAAAGAAGUUUGAAAAGUCGCAUGUGGAAGUAUUUCACACAUGAAAAAGCGCGACGUUAUAUUGAUAUUUUAGAUGAUUUGGUUCAUGCCUACAAUCAUAGUUUUCAUCGGAGUAUUCAAACAACACCUGCAUCGGUCACUGAAAAAACAGAACCUGAAGUAUCACAACACUUGUAUGGAUCAAAAUCAAAACCUAUCUCGGUCAAAGUGGGUGAUUUAGUUCGCAUCAACAAAACAAAGCGAACUUUUGACAAAGUGUAUCUCCCAAACUGGACCAAAGAAUUAUUCAAGGUCAUUCACAUUCGCCGUUCUUUGCCACCGGCCGUUCAGUUAGAAGAUUUAGGUGGGGAAAAAAUUGAAGGAUCCUUUUAUUUGCCUGAAAUUCAGACUAUAAAAGACAAAGAUAUUUACGAAAUUGAAUCAGUCCUUGCUCGUCGCACAAGGAAAGUAGGUGGAAAAAAGAUCAAAGAAAUUAAAGUUCACUGGGAAGAUUAUCCAAAGAAAUUUGACAGUUGGAUUCCAGAAAGUCAUUUGGUAUAA